AUGCUGCCCGCCUCUGUUCAGGUCCUGGCGUUCGCCCUGGCGCUGCUGGGCGUCCUCGGCGCCACCGUGGCCACGCUGCUGCCCAACUGGAAGGUGAGCAUCAACGUGUGGACCAGCAUCAUGACCCCCAUCUCGCAGAUGCAGGGUCUGUGGAUGGACUGCGUCUGGUACAGUUCUGGGCUCUUCAGCUGCACCGUCAAGCACUCAGUGCUGUCCCUGCCGGGCUCUCUGCAGAUGAUGCGGGCCGCCAUGGUUCUGUCCUGCAUGGUGGCCACGUUCGGACUCUUUCUCGCCUCCCUGGGGCUCAAAUGUACCCGUUGGGGGGGGACCCAGCGAGCCAAGGGGCACACGGCGGUGGCGGCGGGGGCCUGCUUCGUGCUGGCCAGCCUCCUGUGUCUGGGCCCGGCGUCCUGGUUCACCAACGAGGUCAUCACCGCCUUCCUGACCACGGACCUGCCGGACAGCAGUAAGUACCAGCCCGGAGGAGCUCUGUGCGUCACCUUCAUCUCUGCUGGGUUCCUCCUGGCUGGGGGAGUCAUUUUCUGCUUGUCCUGUCCCAGAACCAGGUCGGGCCAGACCGACUACGGUUCCUCCAACAACCCGGACCGACCGGCGCCGCAGAGGGACAAGCAGCGAGGACAGGAGCUGCACGUGGAGCGAGAGGACGCCCAAAACCAGCAAAACAAAAGUGUCCAGCUGCAGACGGACGAGGUGAAGCAGGAGAGACCCUCUGUGGACCAGGACCGGGACCAGGACCAGAGGCUGUUCUCGUCUCCGUCCAGACUUCGUUCAGAAUCGUCCCCGUCCAGACGUCCUCAGAAAGACAUUAAGGACAGCUACAGCCUGCAGGAGUACGUUUAA
Messenger RNA from Nematolebias whitei (Rio pearlfish), 861 nucleotides. Its product is annotated as claudin-20-like. The transcript has a single exon. The record is from RefSeq and is a predicted model, not a curated record. Gene Ontology annotation, cellular component: plasma membrane; bicellular tight junction. Bases 1 to 861 code for a protein of 286 amino acids. Gene Ontology annotation, molecular function: structural molecule activity. Lineage: Eukaryota; Metazoa; Chordata; Actinopteri; Cyprinodontiformes; Rivulidae. Gene Ontology annotation, biological process: cell adhesion; bicellular tight junction assembly.